Spirodela intermedia is the source of this 15152-nucleotide messenger RNA. The record is from the annotation of a GenBank genome assembly. NCBI's taxonomy places the organism in Eukaryota, Viridiplantae, Streptophyta, Magnoliopsida, Alismatales, Araceae.
AUGCGAGAAAAGCGGGGGAAAAGGGGUUAACUACGGCGACGUGCUCCGCGGUUGGCAAGCAAAACGGAACUCAAGCUCAACUCGGUCGAUCGAGGGAGGGUGGGAGGCAGGGACAGAGAGAAAGAGGGUCAGCUACCGGGGAAAGGAAGAACCCGAGGGGAUAGAGAAGAGGGAAAGAGGAGAAAGCCGUGUGAGAACGACGAGUGGGUGCCCGUCGUCAAGCUGUGAUUGUUGGACUCGUAGUCGGCAGAGGAGGGAGCAGCGGCAACAGCAGCAGCAGCAGCAGCAGCAGCAGCAGCAGUGGACUUGAAUUUUUCCCGCUUCACCGCGCCGCCAUCGGCCGAUCAAUCCGCUCCGGGGAAGUGGGGGGUUGCCACUGCCGUCGACCAAUUGGGUACUCCAUUCGAUCAUUACUCCUGGAUUUCAAGGGAAUAGGGGCAAUUGGCGCAGCUAUCGUCCACAUCGCGUCCAUCCCCCCCAGCCAUCCAAUUGAAGGGGCGGCAGUGGCAGUCACGCCGCGCUGCUAUUCCCGCCUUGUUCUCGAGCCCGUCGUCCUCUUGUCGUUCGCGAGGGAGGAUCUCGGUGGAAUCGCGAGGCGUGGCGAGGCACGGCGGUGCUUAUUCAUCUAUUCUGGAGGGAUCUCUUUUUCCACUCAUUUUCGCGUGUUCUCUUGUUCUGUGCGGCGUAAUCCUUCGUCGCUAAACAACAUCUCAGGUGAGGGCCCAACUCCUGAAUGAAGAGAUAGUUGGGGCGCGCCGGCCAUCUCGGUCGUCGUAGCUCUAGCAUUCGUUGCAGCCCUCGAUUCAAUAAGGAAGGUCAGUUGUCUCCCUCGCGGGUUGCCCUUAGGGUUCUUUAAUCGGCCCUCAGACUGGCCGAUUGUAGAUAUUCCUCGUCGUCUUGUCCAAAAACGUGCAACUUUGUCGCCUUUAAAUUUCGUCGCAGUUAUAAUUGCUUCUAAGAGAGGAUCAUCCAUGUUCAAGGAAGGAAUUAUGUGCUUCCGGCUUUCAGUCCUCAUAUGCCCUGUUGUUAGGAACACAACUGGAUCAGUAGAAUUAGAUUUUCCGUGGAAUAGCCAUCUGUUCAUAGCACUCCAAUUUCAUUGUUUUCUGUAUUUUUGCAGUUAUGACGAUGAUGGCAACCUUGGAAUACACUAUAUUCACCAAGCCUGACAGGUGAUCUGCAUUGGCGUAAACUACUCCAGAAAGAUUCUUUAGGAAAUUCGAUCAUUUGCUCGCACCAAGGAGAGUGUCAAUUGGACCAGGAAACAUGCGAAGAAAGCAAGCCAUUUCAUGACAUGACGUGUGGGGUGCAAUGUAUCUCCAGCUCAUUGUCAAAUUAUUUGGAAUAGAAGAACUGUUAUGCAGUUGGAUUAGUUCUGUGGGGGUACAUUGUGUGAUUCGGAAAUAUGAAGUCCUGCACAGUUCCUAAAUAGAGUCUCAAGGAGGGAAAGAGAUGAACAUGCAAGCACAGAUGUCGGGCCAGGUACCCAGUCAAACUGGGUCGCAGUUGCCUGUCUUAUCGCAGCAGAAUGUGAACACUCUACCUGUGCAGAUGCAAGGCUUAGGAGCUGUCAACAGUAUGGAUCCAGAUAUUGCUGUCCAACGCAAGUUAAUGCGUGAUAAAAUGUAAGUUUCUUUGUUUCAUCAUCAUGUCUUUGUUCUGUUCUUGACCUAUGGGGAAAAUCCUAUUUCUCUGUCUUGAUGCUAAAGUGUGACUUAUGUCUAAGAAUAUUCACUUGUCUUGAGUGACUGACUACGAGUUGACUUGAAUCUCUGUUAUUUUUCUGUAGUACGAAUACAUUACGAAUGUUGCCUAAUGUUUGCAUUAAUAUUAUCAGGAAACGACGUUUUGGAUUCUGAGUGACAUGGAUAGGUCUUCUAGCGUCAUCUUACUGCAGUGUCUCUGUUGUGCACUUUAAUUCCCUAAAUACGGACUUAAUAAUUCCAGAUUAACAGUGUGUACUUCAUUCUUGAUCCGCUGUUUAUUGGCUUUCUGUUGAUCAUUCCCCAAGAGACGAGACAUUAUGAGAAUUCUCUUUAUGCUGUUAUAUUCUUACAUGCCUUCGUCGAUAAAACAUUUUUUCGGCCACAAAGCAUGAUGCUGGGUGACAUUACCCGUUACUCUGUCUCAAUGUUUGUGUAUUCUUCAUCAGUUUUAAACUUGCUCAUAUGUGAAAUUUGCGGGAACUAAUUAUGAAAGGCUGUCAUCUAAAGAAACACAUUAAAGGGAUCAGGUUAAGAAAAAAUUCUUUAAGAUCCUUCCAUUAAUGCUAUGACUGAUUUUUGAGUUUUUAAUUGAUAUGUAUACUGAAGCCGCUUCUAGUCUGCAUGUUAAACGGACUGUUUAGUAUGAUAUUAUAGUCAUCGCUAAAUUUCAUUACAAGUGGCAGUAGACGUUCAAAUAGAGGUGGAUAAAAUGAUAACGAUUUUGCUACUUUGCACUAUUUUAUCCUGAUUGACAGGUUUUUGAUGGGUAAAUUGCUGGACUGGUGUCUGUUUUCAUAGUUGGGAGAAUCUGAAUGCUGUGAUCACGUCACACUUGCACUGAACACAGUUCUUUUCGUAUGUAAAUAGACAAAAGUUGCAGAAUGAUAGGUUAUUAGAUACCCCUGGGCUGGAAGCAAAAGUUUGUUGCAGAAAAAGGCUAGAGGAACAAGCUCGGACAUAGAUUUGUUCCAAUUAAACCCUCAACUUUCAACAAUGAUGAUCAUUAAUGGGACGCACUAAUGAUGUUUAGCAUCUGCCAUUGUACAUAUGCGGGCUUGUCAACCUCCAUUUUAUCAGUUCUGGACAUAGAUGUGAUUAUUUUUUCGCCUAUUGUUCAUGAUCGCUCUCUGUUAAAAAUGGAACAGAAAGUGCUUAAUUUGGAGAUUCCACAAUUACUCUUGGCUAACUAGUUCGCCUGGUCGUUGGGCUUUUCUUUUAUGGAACAAUUGGAGAAUUGUGGCAAGCAGGUGUAGUUAUGGUUCUUUGAAUUGCAACUAGUCAAUUUAAUUUUUGGCUGGGGGUGGGGUGCAUUCUGAUUCCCACUUGAAUAUCUAUUUUAUGAAAAGUAGCCACUGACCGGGCUUAAUUGUUUAUGUAUCAACUGGUUCGUCCUGAAUUUAGCUUCCUCGGAAGAAAUUUGCUUAUUUUUGCUUGAUUUAACAUGAUUCAUCUGAAUACAUAAUCAUACAGUUCAUGGAAGAAGAAGACACUUUAUUAAAGAUUAUUCUUUCAAAACUUUAGAUACAUUUUUUUUUUCAUUUUUUUUUUCAUUUUUUUCAUGAAUCAAGCUUUUCCCUCUUAUUGGACAAAUUAGCCAAUCUGGUAGGUAUGAUCUGACUCAGAUCGCCUUGGAUGGAGUUGGGAGCGUCUGAAAAUAGGGAAUUUGGGUGAUAUGGGGUUGAUAAUAGUUAUAAUCGUCCUAAAUUUUUGUAAUUUCAUGUCUGCAAAAAUUUUCGUAUAUACGCAUUCUCUGAACUUUGGUGAGCACAAUUGUGCUUGUUCACGAAUUUGACCUUGGUUUUCUAUCAAAACUGUUGCUGAUUGAAAUCUAUGUUCCGUUUUUGCAGCACACAAAUAUUUCAUCACAGACGUUCUAGUUCCAGUGCUGAACAUUUGCAAAGUUUGCCUGAUAUAGUGAGACAUUUAGAAGAUGGACUUUAUAGGACUGCUCCUACAACGGUUAAUGCUUUAUUAUUUCUUAAUUUCAGUAUAUUAUUUUUCUUAUCUUCUAGGUGUUGAGUUUCCCGAUGUUCGCGAGAAUAAUGAGUUUGUGUUCCUUUAGUGUACUUCAAAUAAUUAUUCGAGGGAUUUUCUAGUAGGCCAACAAAUUUUGGGUUUCAUUUCUAACCUUUUGCAGAAACAUUGUCGUUUUCUGAAGGUAUGGAGGCCUAUGUAUUCCAGAUCUUGGACAUUCCGAAUACUUUUGGCUCAUUUUGAAACUUUUUUUUCGAAUCAGGAGGAUUACUUGAACAUGGAGACGUUGGAGAGCCGUUUACAUUCUAUACUCAGGGGAUAUCCCAAUCACAACCAACCAGCAACACGCCACAUUUCAUCUUCCUCUCCUGUCAGUACAAUGAUACCGACUCCAGGCAUGUCAGAGAGCAAUAGCUCAAACCCAUCACUACCCAGUUCCUUGGACAACUCCAUGCUUGUUACCACUAGGUUUGGUAAUGUCGAGCCGACUCCUGCCAACAUGGGGAGUAUAGUACCAUCUGCAAAUGGUGUAACUAGCACUGGACAUAGUGGCACUUUCACUACAUCUGAUGGUAAACCUUUGGUGGAAAAGUCCUUUUAUCAUUUUUGUUUUGUGUCCCAUUUUACUUUUGUUGAGGGCAAUCUAUAAUGUUUUCUCCUGCAGGUCUGUUAACAAAUACUGGGUACCAGCAGUCAGCUGCACAUUUGUCUAUUGGAUCCAGUGGAAAUAGUAUGAUGUCUGCUGUGCCACGCCACUCAAGUCAGAUGAUACCUACUCCUGGAUUAAAUAUUCCAAAAUCUAUGCCAAUGAACUCUGCAUGUAGUAGCGGGGCUGGUUUUUCUAAUGUUGAGCCGAAAAUUGUCUCACAGCAGCAUCAGCAACAACGACAACUACAUCAACAACAGCAACAACAGCAACAACAGCAACAACAAUUACAGCUGCAACAGCAGCAGCAGCAGCAGCAACAACAACAACAACAACAACAACAACAACAACAACAACAGCAACAACAACAACAUCGAAGGCAGCAGCAACAACAACAACUGCAGCAGCUGCACCAGCAGCAGCAGCAACAGCAGCAGCAACAGCAGCAACAGCAGCAGCAACAGCAGCAGCAACAUCACCAACAGCAACAACAACAUCAGCAUCAGCCGCCAAAGCAGUAUUUUGGAAAUCAGAGCAGCCGCAUACUCCACGGCCUUGGAAUGCAGAUGGGUGCUGGCUUGAGAUCUAGUGUACAACCGAGGCCAUCCCAUUAUGGGCUCUCAAAUGGAGUUACAAGUAGUGGUGGACUGGGCUUAAUUGGUAACAACAUACAGCUAAUGAAUGUGCCUACAGCAUCUGAAGGUUCCUUGAGUUCAACUACUUAUGGCAGUUCACCAAGGGCCCUGCAGCAUCAACCAAUCAUGACAAGUAAAUCCUCCUUCCUCCUUUCUCCCACCCCCCCUUUCUCUUGUUGUGUAUUUUGUUCAUACCUGGGCCUUGAGGUCCCCCAUUCUUCAUUAAAUUGAGGAUGUAAGCUUCUUCGUGCAGCAUCAUCAUCCCAGCUAAAUGUUCCUGUGGCUGGUGACGGAUAUGGGCGCAAUGCAUCUGAUUUAUCAGGAUCUGGGACAUUGUAUGGCUCAACGACCCCUAUUGGAUCCACAUUAGGCAAUCAGAGCAUAAACCCAAUGAAUUUUCAGUCUAAAUCAAAAAUAAAUCCUUUGCAUACCCAUCAGCAAGGUUCGCAGCAGGAUAUUUCACAUAAGCCUCUAGCUUUUGAUCAUUUACAGAAGGUGAAUUCGCAACCAGUUCAUUCUACACAAGAGCAAAGACAGCCCCGGCAGCAGAUGCAAACAUUUCAACAGCAGCAGCAGCAAUUUCAGCAACAACCUGUCCAAACAUAUGGACAAUAUGUACAUCAUCAACAACAGCAGAGCCAUAGUCAGCAACAUCAAAGACAUGUACUGAAGAAUGACGCUGUGAGGCAGUCGUCACUCAUGUCUGGCCUUGUUGGGCAAGCCAUAAGCGAGCACGAAACAGACACUUUUCCUGAACCUUUACUCCUCCAGACUUCUGAACAGUUUCACCAUUCCGAGUUGCACAACCCCUUCCAGACAAGUACUUCUUCUGAAAAUAAUAAGGGAACACCUGGUCAAUUUUCUUUGCCUCAGGUCUUUCAUUCAGCUUUGUCGCAGGGGUCUCAGCAAAUGCAGCAAACAUUGUAUCCGCAUAAUCAGUCAUCUCAAUCACAAAAUCAGUUUAACUAUGUUUCCAACCAAGCACAGUUGGAAGCGCGUCUGCAGAAUCAGUGGCUUUCUCAGUCAGUACAGAAAUCACACGUGCUGGAUGAAUCAUCAUUUGAGAAACAUUUUCAGGAGGAUUUUCACCAGAGGAUUACUGGACAAGAUGAAGCUCAACGGCCUAAUUUCUCUGUGGAGGGGUCUAUUAUUCGUUCUGCUGUUGCUCCCACUAGUUUGACAAUACCACAGUCAACAAGUGUAGUGCAUGGACUUGGAAACUCACUGCGUGAAAGACAGUACUACAAUCAACAGAGAUGGCUGCUGUUUCUGCACCAUGCCCGCUGGUGCCCAUCUCCAAACGGUAAAUGUCAAGAAGUUAACUGCAUGACUGUGCGACAAUUACUGUUUCAUAUGAAAAGUUGUAAAGAGGAUCAGUGUGGAUAUCCUCGCUGUCAUCAGUCAAAAGUUCUCAUUAAGCAUUAUCGCAGAUGCCAAGUUAAAGAUUGCCCUGUUUGUGUUCCUGUUCAUGCCUAUGUAACAUCGCAGUGUAAAACAUCCAUUUGUCCUGAUGCUGAUCACAUUUGUUCAGAUAAUGGUUCUUGGAAAACGAAUGUUGCUGAUGCUGAGAGACAGAUGCCAAGCAAAUGUAUGCCAUCUAAAGAAGAUCUACAUUCUCAAUCAAAACGCAGGAAGCUAGAACCUCCCUCAUCUUUGAUAUCUAAGGGUGAAGGAUCUCAACUUGAACCAUCGGAUGCAUGUGAUGAGGUCAAAGCCCCAGUGGAUCAACAGGCAGACGUGCUGUUAUCCAUUAAGCCAGAAAUUGUUGAUGUGAAAACAGAAUCAUCAAUAGCUUCAGGAUUGGAAAAAACUGAAAAAUUCACCAGUGCAAGUAUGGAGGAUUUUGGGGAUGUGUACACUUCAAGGCCGCAUGCAGAUUCUGUACGUCGAGAUGAGCAUGAUGGCUCUCAUAAAACAGAAAGCAUGCAGAUUGAUGGAGAUACUGAUCAGCCUGCGGUGGAAGCAAAACAUGAAGGCGGUGUGCAUACAGCUGAUCCUGUUUCUGGUAGUAAAUCAGGGAAGCCAAAGAUAAAGGGUGUAUCAAUGACUGAAUUGUUCACCCCUGAGCAAAUUCGGGAGCAUAUUGUCAGUCUCAGGCAAUGGGUUGGCCAGGUAAACAUGUCAAGCGUCGAUAUCCUUCAACUACCAUUUUUUGUGUUAUCUCAUUUUUCUCAGUAAUUAAGACUGGAGACUGUUGGAACUUGUGUAUAGGAAAUUUAAAAUGAAACUUUUGAGCAGUUGCUUGUAGAAAGUUCAUUUUCCAUGUCAUGCUCCCUUUUGUCUUUUUAUAUUAUGUUUUAUUUUUUUUUCAAUUUGCUGAGUCCGUGUGUUUAAUUUUAUUGCUUUAUGGCAACAAGAUAUAUUGCUUUCUCAUUGUUAAAAUCUUAUUAAUGUGCGAAGCCACUGUUCCUUGGUGGUAUGUGUCUAAACUAUGACAAGGUACCUUUGGUCACUAACUUGUCUUAUAACACUUUUGUUGAAUCCUUUCCAGCCAAUGGUUAUCCUCACCGGGUACCUGGUCAAUCUUGUAGGGUUCAUGUUGGACAGUGCAGUACCUUGGAAAACUUCAUGAUGAAAAAAAUGAGAGAAUUGUUUAAUUAAAAGUUGUGUCGUUAGAGUAUUCCUGUUUGAGGAUCACGUGAAGGUUAUUUCGUAAGCAGAUGCAUAGAAUUUCAACUAUCUUUGCAUUGAGAUAUCCAUAAUGAGAGAACUUUGCUCCUCUUCAAAUUCCUUGCCUAUUAUUGGAUGUUAUUUAUUCUUUAGACGGGUUAAAACCGAUUUUUCUAUUAGAACUUUUGAAGUCUCACUAAGUGCCUGUAUGCGUGCCCCUUGGUUGACAUGCGAAGUGUGAACAUAUUUUUGUCUCUAAUUUGCCUUUAUUUGAUCUUAUUUUCUUUGUCUUGAAGAGCAAAGCAAAGGCUGAGAAAAACCAAGCAAUGGAACGUUCGAUGAAUGAGAAUUCAUGCCAGUUGUGUGCAGUAGAGAAGCUUACUUUUGAACCCCCUCCGAUAUAUUGUUCACUAUGUGGUGGCCGCAUUAAGCGUAAUGCAAAUUAUUAUGCUGUCGGGUCUGGUGAUACGAGACAUUAUUUUUGUGUUCCAUGUUAUAAUGACUCUCGUGGUGACUCUAUUGAGGUUGAGGGAACUCCCUAUCUGAAGGCAAAGUUUGAGAGGAAAAAAAAUGAUGAAGAAACUGAAGAAUGGGUGAGUUGUUUCCUUACAAUUGAUAAAUUCCAUGUUGUUUUGUCAAAUAUCACUCACCUUUUCUUCUUUAAAUUUUCUACGUACAGUGGGUUCAAUGUGAUAAAUGUGAAGCGUGGCAACAUCAGAUUUGCGCACUAUUCAAUGGACGGCGAAAUGAUGGAGGGCAAGCCGAGUACACAUGCCCUAAUUGCUACAUACAAGAGAUUGAAAGAGGAGAGCGUAUGCCUUUACCACAGAGCGCUGUUCUUGGUGCAAAAGACUUGCCUAGAACAAUACUUAGUGAUCACAUAGAGCAAUAUCUUUUUAAACGGCUAAAGCAGGAAAAAAUGGAGAGAGCCAAGCAUCUCGGAAAGUCUGUUGACGAGGUGAUUCUGGUUAAAUUAGUCUACUUUACAUUCCUUAGUUCUUUAAAAUCUAUAUUUGUCAUUAUUUUGUGAUCUUUCUUUUCAAUAAGGUGGCAUGGAUGUAUUAUUUAUAAACUGCAAUUAGGAACUCUGUACAAUUUUUCGUGUGGAAGUGAAGUACUUGAGAGCGAUUGACAAGCCAAUUUUCUAUGUACAUCCCAGAUUGCAAAUCCUUUGUUCGUUUGUGAUCUGGAGAAAAUUAAUAUGAACAUAUGUAGCAUUUUAUAUAUUUUUUUAACAAGUUUUCUAUUAUGUACCAAUGGAAAGUUUAAUACUUUUAAAAGAACGUUCCCCAAUGGCAAAUUCUAGUUCUUUAACAUAUGCCGGAGAAAGACAAUGACAAUGUCCAGAAAUACUCAUGUUUUUUCUUGACGAGUUUGAUACAAGUGAAGAAUUUUUCACUCUACUAGCGGAUGCCUUUGUUGGACUGCUAAUUAUUUAUGGCAUCAUUCUGAUGCUUUUUUUAUAUUAUCGCAUCCAGAUUCCGGGGGCAGAAUCACUUGUUAUUAGAGUUGUAUCAUCAGUUGAUAAGAAGUUGGAAGUGAAACAACGGUUUUUGGAGAUCUUUCAGGAAGAGAACUAUCCAAAAGAGUUCCCAUACAAAUCCAAGGUACAAUUCGUGCCUUUUCUUUUAAUUGUGAAUGAACAUAGAAGUUUCCUGCUUACAGUUUCAUUGAAAAUAUGUUACAAUGGGAAAUUCAUGGAAAGGUUUUGGUUCAAAACUUUGCAGUUAUAACCUUAUAUAAAUUUAUUUUUAAUUAUGCCCGCUUUUUACGUUUUAAUGCUCUUAUCCAGGUUGUGUUGCUGUUUCAAAAGAUAGAAGGCGUAGAAGUUUGUCUCUUUGGGAUGUAUGUUCAAGAAUUCGGUUCAGAAUGCCAGUUUCCAAAUCAAAGGCGUGUUUAUCUUUCAUAUCUAGACUCUGUCAAGUACUUCAGGCCUGAGAUUAAGACAGUCACGGGAGAAGCUUUACGUACAUUUGUUUACCAUGAAAUUCUGGUACUUGGAAAUCUAGCCUCCACAUCCCUAAACUAGUUUCCUCGUUUUAUUGUUUUUCACAUUCAUGCAGUGUUAUAUAGAUCUUUGUUGAUUGAUUUAUUAUUAAUUUGACACUCGAACCUUUUUUUGGGAUUAUUUUCUGGUCAUCAAGUCAUAACCACCGUCUUAUUGCUAAAUACACAUUUUCAGAUUGGAUAUCUUGAGUAUUGCAAGUUACGUGGCUUCACGAGCUGUUAUAUAUGGGCUUGUCCUCCACUGAAAGGUGAAGACUAUAUCUUAUAUUGCCAUCCAGAGAUUCAGAAGACACCUAAAUCUGACAAGCUUCGAGAAUGGUCAGUAUUAUAAUCAUUAUGAUUAUAUUCCUAGAAUUAACGUCAUUCUCUUAAUUUCACAUAGUGCAUACAUACUGGGUUCCUCGAAUUAAUCGGAGAAUGUGUUUCAGGUACUUGGCAAUGCUACGAAAGGCUUCAAAAGAAAGUAUUGUCGUUGAUCUGACUAAUUUAUACGACCACUUCUUUAUACAAUCGGGUGAAUGCAAGGCUAAAGUGACUGCUGCUCGUCUGCCAUACUUUGAUGGUGACUACUGGCCUGGGGCUGCGGAAGAUUUGAUUAAUCAACUUCAGCAGGAAGAAGAUGAUCGGAAACAACAGAAAAAGGGGAAGACCAAAAAGACUAUAACGAAAAGGGCUCUGAAAGCUGCUGGUCAAUCUGACCUCACUGGGAAUGCUUCUAAGGAUGCUCUGUUGAUGCAAAAGGCAAGGGCUGCACCUUUUCCGUUUGUUGACUGUUUUACGUUCUUACGUAACUUAAAAAAUCUGAAAAGUUUCCUUUCGACUUUAAAUUCAGACAUUUCUGUACCUCUGAGACAGCGUUUCUAAUUCGGUUAAUAGUUAUUAUGGAAUAAGAUUAACCAUCAAUGUUUGACAUUUUUAUCCUGUAUAAGUUCGUACAUUGGCUUGUGUGAAGUUUCUUAUUAAUCGGUUGUUAAGGAACUUUUAUUUACCACACCAUUAGUUCUCAUCUCGUUCCUUCAACAUUACCCUUUCACAGCUUGGUGAAACCAUCUUUCCAAUGAAGGAAGAUUUCAUCAUGGUCCACUUGCAGCAUGCAUGCACACAUUGCUGCCUACUGAUGACAUCUGGAGUGCGGUGGGUUUGUAAGCAAUGCAAGAAUUUUCAACUUUGUGACAAGUAAGCAUUUCUUCUCUGAUUAAUUUUUUUUUUCGAAGUUUUUUUUGGCUUUGCUGACUCGUUUUAUGUGAGCAUUCUGGUUUUUUCUAUGCUUUUUACUUUUGUUCGCAUAAUUUUUUUUAGUAGCUCAUAUUAUUCAAACAGACUUAUUUUCAAAUUCAAUAAACCUGAAAAUUGAGGCAGCUUGAAGGAUAUCAUUCUUAUUUGCACAAAUAAAAUGACUUGACCCAAAUCCUUUCAGUUUUAAUCAAAUGAAUACUACUGAAGUGUAGGGCUUGAUGUUUAAUUAUACACCCCUUGGUUCCUUGGGUGUAUUUCAGACCUGUCCUGUUUGCUAAUUCUCAGUUCUCAUCUUUGAGAAAGUUAAAUGCUGUGUAACACGUAAUUUUGGAGGCGAACGGAUUAAUGCAAGAAUAAACCAAAAAAUAAGAUUAAAUGUUUAUUUAUAAAAUAGUGGGGAAUAGAGUUCUCGUUUUCCGGACUCUUUACUACAUACUUGAGAAAAUGGUGGGUACUAAAUAAAUGUUCAUAAUGCAUAUAAUAGAUCCUCCUAUCUCAAAAUCUUGUUUACAGCUAUGAGUAAAAAUUACGUGUAAUUAACUGCAAGAUGAUGAAAUGAAAAUUUUACCAAAAAUACAUAGAUCAUAUCUACGUGAAGCUAUCGUUUUUAUCUUAAUCAUAUUUCAUUUUUUCUGUUUUUUAAAAAAAUUAUAAUCGUUUUUCAACAAAAUCCUAAACCAUUAGGAACUUCUUUUGAAUUUUGCGUCCAUGUUCUUGAAUGAAUCUAUUGACACAGAAACAAGGUUAAAAAAACUAAAAGACAGGUUAGUUAUGGUUUUUGCCAGAAUCAAUUGAACCCUGAUGUUGGAUUAAUUUCCAUGACCUUUUUUAGCUUGCUAUGUUGAUUUAAAAUAUCUUUAAUUAAGAUAUCGUAUAAUACAGAUUCAAAAUGAAAUGAUUUCGGGUGAUUGGAGAGGAGUUUGGAAGGGUUUUUCUGGGAUUAUUACGCCUUGGCUUGAUUUACACAAGAUGGCCUGAUUAUUACGUCUUAUCCUGGUUAUUAUGUCAUUCUCUCAUCCUUUGUUUUGUUGUGAAAGUUUUCAGAACCACAGUUAUGCUUCUGGAAUUGAUGUUGUGUAAAUCUUCUUAUAAUUGAGAUGAAAUAGAGUAUGUAAUUGCAGUUAGACCAUCUUUCUUCUCUCUGGCAGGUUGUUGGGUCGUAAGAUCAGAAUUACUGUAUUUCAAGUGUUAUGGUUUAUGUAGAGGUAGGCAAGGUGGGAUUGUAUUUGAUUUUGUUGGAGAGAGGAUUGGGAUGGAAAAAGUAGGAGAUAAGAGUCCAUGAAGAUUCUUGAGAUGAAUGGGACAAGUAAAACCGAGGUUGACUGGAAUACUUGUUAGGCAAUGUAGUCGUAUUUACGAGGAUCCAAGAGGGAAUAGGAAGAUUGAAAAUAAUUUGGAUGGAUUUUUUGGUGGGAGAUUGAAGCACCACGUGUUGAAUAUAAAGAUACUUUGUUUUAGAAUCUAUUGAUGGGUAUGAUUUUCCGUUCAAUGUAAAGACUGGUAGAACAUUCGUGAUGUUAUUUGUGUCCUUCCAAGAAUCCGUCUAUCCCCAAGUUCCAUUCUAAAAUAUUUUUAGAUGAUGUAAAAGUCCAUAUAGCAUAACAUCCUAAUUUUUUUGUUUUCCUUGGGUUACUUUUUGAGGAUGUACAGCGGACAACCACUACUAGGAGUUUUGCUUUUCAAUUAGGGGGGGGGGUAAUAUCCUGAGAAUGCACCCAUUUUGUACCUUUUGCUCAGGGUGUGGUGCAAAUCCUCAGAAUGUGGCGGGCCACAUCGUAAACAGACCUUAGAUCAACGAGGAUACCUAACUUGAAGCAUGAAAAUAGCAAUCUCAUCAGAUUUGUAUCCAUUCAAGUCUUUUUUCAUCUUUUCUCGCGGUGCAUGCCUAUCGUAGUCCUCCAAAUAUUUUAGCUAUUACAAAGGGAUAAGCCUUGACAGUUAAUUAUUGAAAAGCUACAUAUGGUUUCAGAGAUUAAUUAUGGAUUCACAGUUAAUCUCUGAAUGCAUGUGACACACUGGUUUUCUAGUAAUGUGGCAUGGUGUCAAGCUUUGUUGUUGGUUGAGUUUUUUUAUGGGGCGUUUAAUGGUAUUAAACAUGUAUGUAGGUGUUAUGAUGCAGAGCAAAAGCUUGAAGAAAGAGAAAGGCAUCCUAUUAAUGCCAGGGAAAUGCAUACUCUGACUUCAGUGAGUAUCUUAGAUAUUCUUCCUGCAGUUACUGUCGAUGUUCUGUGACUACUGGUUCUAUAUUGUAAUUGCAUGGUAUAGUACUGAUUCCAAAAUUCCUAACAAAUUAUCUAUGAGCAGGUUGAAAUCGUUGGUGUGCCCACGGAUACCAAAGAUAAGGAUGAGAUACUGGAAAGUGAAUUUUUCGACACUAGACAAGCAUUUCUGAGCCUUUGCCAAGGAAAUCAUUAUCAGUAUGACACUUUACGCCGUGCCAAGCAUUCUUCAAUAAUGGUUCUGUAUCACCUUCAUAAUCCAACAGCACCUGCUUUUGUAAUUACGUGCAAUAUCUGCCAUCGCGAUAUUGAAACUGGUCAGGGUUGGCGAUGUGAAAUCUGCCCUGAUUUUGAUGUGUGCAAUGAUUGUUAUAAAAGAGAUGGGGGUGUUAAUCAUCCUCAUCGGUUAACAAAUCAUCCAUCCAUAGCCGACCGAAAUGCACAGAACAAGGAAGCUCGGCAGAAAAGAGUUUUGCAGGUAAAAGUUUUUUUUUUUUUUUUUACAAGAUCGUUCUUUUUUCCCAUAGCUGCAACUUUAUUUAUUUUCGACUCAUAAACGUAUUUUUGUGCAUGUCAACUUAUAUUAACCUUUGCUGAUAUGUAAUUAUCUUCAAUUUUCUCAUGGAUAUUUUUAGACUUAAUGUUGGACAUGUUUAAUUCGAUGAACUUGCUUGCAUGGAAUUCAAGGACUUCAAUUGUGGAUGGGAGGACGAGGCAGUCAGAUUGUCGUGUGCCUAUAUAAUUAAUGUGAUCUACUGACACGAGGGUAAGAUGGUGGUGCACCAGAUGGUCGUGAAAUUUUGGGAGGAGGUGAUGAUAGCCUGGACUAAUUCGCCUGGACAUUAUUCUGAGGGAAGGAAUAUUCUUUGAAAUGAAACGAAUCAACAGGAAGAGGUCUUUUAGGAGUUUUUAUCAUCAUCCUUCUUUGUUUAUUGGACCACAGCAUUGAAUCUUAUAAAGAACUCUUGAGGAAAUAGUAUGAUGUGUGUAAGAGAGCACGCGAGACUUUGCUUGUUAGAGGUGACAGCAAGAUCUCGACAUUGUCUGGGAAGAGAACAUGAAAUAAUGUCCAGAGAAGAGGUGGAUCCUCUUGGGUAAUAACUACAAUAAAUUUUAUAGGAAGCGAGUUACCAGUCUAGACUGGUCAUUUAUAGUUUAGCUAAAGCUAUGGAUGUGUUGUUUGGGCAGAAGCUUUAAGACUUUCAAGACCGAUUCCAGGUAUGUUGUUUUGUCGAUGCUUAUUGCAAGCAGGGUAAGGAGAAGAGUUCUCAAGUUCGAAUCAGCUUGGAGAAAUCUGAAGAAUUUAAACUUUUUUUUUUUCCCCUGGUUUAACCUGCGCACUCUGCUGGUUGACUCAGUUUCUUGCUCUCCUUCAGCUCAGUUUAACAUCAACCACUCUGCUGCAGGAUGUGUGAACAAGCUGUGGUGGAAUGUGUUUGUUAUUUUAAUGCAUGAAGAUUAACUGAGGUGUUGAUCACAAUGAUUGCAAUACUUUUAAUGUUGCUAAACGCAAGUUGGUAUUUAGCUUUGGAGGCCUCCUGGUGGCUUUUUCCCUUUUAUUUUCCCCAGAGACCACAGUUGUUGUCGUCGUUUCGCAAAUUUGCUCUUCUAUUGUUCAAUUUGUAUGCUCAUGUUUUGCUGGGGAAAAGUCGCUUUUCUGCUUCGUAUGCUAACAAUGCAGACUGUGCUGCAGCUUCGGAAAAUGCUCGAUCUUCUGGUGCACUCGUCUCAGUGCCGCUCGCAGCACUGUCAGUACCCCAAUUGCCGUAAAGUUAAGGGACUCUUUCGGCAUGGAAUCACAUGUAGAACACGUGCUUCUGGGGGCUGUGUCCUGUGUAAAAAGAUGUGGUACCUUCUCCAUCUGCACGCCAGGGCUUGCAAAGAAUCAGACUGCCACGUACCGCGCUGCAGGUGUGCUAAUAACCCUUGCCUUCUGUUGUUUGCUGAUGCUGAUUGAAUGCCCUUUUUACCAUCGCGGUUUCUCUUACUUUUGGCGGGAAACAGGGAUUUGAGAGAACAUCUGAGGAGAUUGCAGCAGCAGUCUGAUUCUAGGAGGAGGGCUGCGGUCAUGGAGAUGAUGAGAAUGAGAACUGCGGAGGUGGCAGGGAAUCCCGCAUAA